Penaeus monodon (black tiger shrimp) is the source of this 479-nucleotide messenger RNA. RefSeq lists its product as uncharacterized. The record is from RefSeq and is a predicted model, not a curated record. NCBI's taxonomy places the organism in Eukaryota, Metazoa, Arthropoda, Malacostraca, Decapoda, Penaeidae.
UCGAAGCCAAAAAGGAGUGCUUCGCUGACCUGGAGGGACCAAAAGAUGACCCCAACAACAUCUACAAGUGCGCUGACUCAGAAAAAUGUUGCCAAGAAGGUGGUGAACCAACGUGCUGCCGAGAGAAGGACACUGAUGUGGCAAUAUGGGAUCAGGUAAAGCUGUGGGGGACGCUGUCGGUUAUGAUCGUAGUCCUGGCUUUGAUCAUGUGGUACUGCCGCCACGACGGCGACUGCUGCGGGAACAAGAAGGGCCAGAACGACCACGGCUGCAUCUGGCGCUGCUGCAGGAAGAAGAAGGAAUCUGAGCCUGAGCAAGUCAAGAUGCCGGAGUCGCCAGGCAAGAGUGAACUCCCUCCCUACAGCGACAUCGACUUCGAACAGGCCUAAGUUUCCCAACCCAAAUGCCAUUAUCUGAAUCUUCCCUGACCUUCUACAGAUGCAUACGAACACACGAGUGCUCACAUAUUUACAAGCACG